This is a messenger RNA of Lymnaea stagnalis (great pond snail), 1811 nucleotides long. The record is from the annotation of a GenBank genome assembly. Lineage: Eukaryota; Metazoa; Mollusca; Gastropoda; Lymnaeidae.
CCUGGCUGUAGGGCAGCGUUUAAAGUAUAUUAAGGCCUAUAUAAACUUGUAAAAUUAUGGGCUAUUCCUUGUUUAGAAUGUUUAAUCACUGGCUUUUGAUUUAAACUUAGUCUUAUUCUUACAGUAGUAAACAGUUUGAAAUUCUAGCCCUCCAUUAGGUAACAAAUUUAUAAAUAAAUAUUCCCAUGGCCAUGCUUUUGUGUGUGAAAUUAUUUUUUAUUUAUUUUUAGAUACCAUGGCAAAAAGCAUUAGAAGCAAGCAUAGGAGAAAGAUGAGAAAUGUGAAACGCCAACAUUAUGCCAAGAAAGAUCUUGAAAAGCUUAAACAAGUUGUAGCUAGAGCCUCAGAACUUAGUGAGAUUGUGACAAGUAAGUAAGAUUAUAUUUAGUAUGUUAACAGUAACAGUUAAUUGUAAAUCAUUCUACAUGCAUAGGAGCCAAAAUGAUCAAUAAAUUGAUCGUGGGCCCUUAAGAUAUAGAAGAAGAAGAAAUCAUCUAUUAUCACUAUGAAAAACUUUCAUGGUAGGAACAGGAAAAUGAAUGCUUCAAGAAUAAAUCUUUUAGAUUUAAAUCUUAAGGUGUAUAUAGGGGGGGGGGGGGGGAAAUGUCUUCAAAAAGCAAUUUUGGUACAUUUGAAAAUCAAGGCAUUAAAAACUAUUUGGUAAAAGUAUAUUAAUUAAUAUUCGGGCAAAAAUUUAAAAAAAAAAUAUUGUAGCCAGUGCUCAUCUCUAUUAUUCUACCUUUGUAGUUUUCUAAAAGUUUAAAAUUAUUAAUUUAGCCUAAAAUAUUAUAUUAUUUAUUUAAAAGUGAAAAUAGUAAACAAAAAAUUAUCUUGACAGUGAAAAGUGUUGAGGAAAUAAAAGUACAGCAACAAAGUAAAGAAGAAGGUAUCUACUUUUAAAAUAGUUAUUAUUAUGUCCUAGAUAUCAGAAAGGGUCUUUCACUCAUGUGUUGCUUAAUGCUUUUCAAAUCUUUAAUGGGGUUUUUAAAAGUACAGCAAAUUAUUUAUCAUUACCUUAAUUAUUUUUAUUUUUGAUACAGCUUGUUUUGUAUUGUAAGUGAAAAACUGAUCUUCUGUGAAUUAAAAUUUUCCUUUUAAUUAAAAGGGGUUUAUAUUUGAGGUGCUAAUGAAGUUAAGAACAUAAUUUCUUUUUAAAGUACCGUUAUAUAUCGACAUUAAGAAAAUUUGAGACAGUUCAAAAGAAUACAAGUUCAAGUACAAGUAGUAAAAUUUGGAUUCUUCUAGGUUCUUCAAUGGAGGUGGACAAGACACAAAAACAUUUUGACAAGAAAACUAAACAAGAUGAAAAUGGUCAUUACCCAGAAUGGAUGAAUCAGCGAGCCAUUAAAAGACAUAAGGAGAAAUUAACCAAGAAGAAAAAGAAAGUUGGAAAUAAAUUAAAAUGGUGAUUUUCAUUUUUGGGUAGUCUUUCAUUGAUUUCAGUUUCAUGUGAUCAGGUUACAACCAAAAACAGCGUACCGGUAAUAAAUAGGUUUUGAGAAUAUAAUUAAAAUAAAGGUCUAUUGUCUAAAUAAUUUAAAUUUAAAGACAAAACUUUAUGCAAGUUAGUAUUUUGUCCGAAACUUAAGAACAUGUCAACAAUAUAUCAGCAAUCUCAUGAUUCUGUUGAAAUUCAAUCCAACAUUGAUAAAAAAUAGAGUGAAGUGUCUUGGUUACAAAAUAUAAGUUUAUUGCAAUUAUACAUUGAAAACAUUCACAUCAAGAUAUUAUAAAAUAGCCUUGAUUACGCCCCUCCCCAAAAUUAUCAGGCCUUUUUAAAAAAGCCUAUUUAAAAAUGAUCAAAAGUUCCA